UAUAGCAUGCAGUCGCAUCGACAUAAACAGCUGGCCGGCCGUUCGUUUUCAAACAGUAUUGAUUGUCAGGCCAAAUCUUCAGAAAAUGCCUUCGUAUUUCACGGGUAAAAGGGAACGUUUACGUGGAAAUGCCGCAAUUUGUUAGUGGAAAUAGGACUAAUAGUACAAAGGAUACAAUAUGUUUAUAUGAAUCAGAAUACAGUUACUUUUCAGCGCUUUUUAAUUUGUUUUCAUUUUAUGUGGCGGGCGAGUCUUCGAUUCGAAUUAUAAAUAAAAUCAUCAAUCAUGAUCCGGCAUAUCACAAGAAAAUUAUUUUCACCCAAGUAUCUGGUUUGGACGAAUAUAGCAUCAGGAGGAAUCAUCUUAACUUGUGGAGAUGCCGUUGAACAGUACAGAGAGAUUCUAAAGAAAAGAAAACAAAAUAAAAUACAGCAAUGGAGCUUUAAAAGAUCAGGUUGCAUGUUUGCCAUCGGGAUUGCCCUAGGUCCAUUCAACCAUUACUGGUACGUGUACCUCGACCGUUUCUUUCCAGGCGUUGCAGCAUCCACCGUAGCAACAAAGAUUGUUCUUGAUGAAAUCAUUGCAUCUCCAGUACUCACCAUCUCAUUCUUAGUUGGCCUUGGUCUAUUAGAAGGGAAACCUUUGACAGAAUGUAAUACAAUGGUUAAAGAAAAAUUUCCCACAAUUUGGUUGCUUGAUUUGUGUGUCUGGCCUACUAUACAAUGGAUCAACUUCUAUUAUCUACCUCUCCGCGCUCGAGUCAUCUACGUCAACUCAGUUACCUUCCUCUGGGACAUGUUUCUCUCCUAUAUGGUUCAUGAUCACAAGACUGGAGAUACACCCGAAGGAAGUACAUGUAUACCAGAAAAAACGCAUAAUAAAUGUGCCUAACCUUAUGCUGCCUAAAAGUUGUGUUUACAUGUUUUGUUAUUUAAGGUUUUAUGUACAUCUAAUCCUUCAUCGCCUGAGAGCUGUUUUGCGAUCAAAUUGUAAGUUUGUUGGUUAAUAUGCAGUAUAUUGUUCUCUUUUACUCCUUGUGCAAUGUGAUAGAUUUCAAAAUGUUUUAUUUGCAAGACCAGCCUGAAUGUUCUAUUGGUUUUAUUACUUCAAAAAGCCUGUUGGACCCUUAUAGGGGAGUUGGACAGUAUCCUGGAAGUAAGAGUAAAUUUAAAUACCCUAGCCAAAAACUAUUGAGGCGAAUCUGAAUUGUAUUCUAAAUGCACUCUCAAUGCUAGUGAUAUAACCUUGCUUGCAUAGGAAAAUAUACAGAGAAAGAAUGAGGAUUAAACCUAAUAUAUAGACUAUAAAUCCGCUUAAGCAAAUAAGUUUGAGGCGACUUUUGAAUGCAGAGCGUGUAGAUGCCUCCUUUAUGGAAGAAGAGAUCGUAUUCCAUAGUUUAGGGGCAGGAUAACGAAAUGAGCUCUCCCCGUAGAACUUGGUCUGAACAAAUGGACACUUAUAAACUUAUUAAAGCAGAUAUCUCCAUGAAGAUCUUAGAUUGCGUGAAGGGACAGAUCUUAUUAAUUUCUCACUGAUAUAUUCAGGGGCCAAGGAAUUAAGACAUUGAUAGCUAAAGACAUCAUGUCGCUGUUUGGAAUUUCAA
Molecule: messenger RNA, 1603 nt
Organism: Lytechinus variegatus (green sea urchin)
Lineage: Eukaryota; Metazoa; Echinodermata; Echinoidea; Temnopleuroida; Toxopneustidae
Product: mpv17-like protein 2
Exons: 5
Coding region: 286-891 (201 amino acids)
Biological process (GO): mitochondrial ribosome assembly
Cellular component (GO): membrane; cytoplasm
Source: RefSeq, a predicted model, not a curated record